AUGAAGUAUAAAAAGUUGAAUAGAUUCAUGACUCGAGGAUCGUCUCACCGAACUGCUGAUUGGCGGUUGGAGAUGCUAGCGGCGUGCGAGGCGGGCGAUGUGUUCGCGCUACUAGAGGGUGGCGCGGGUGGAGCCCGUGAUGCGGCGGACACACUCGUAGCGCUCUACGGCGCCGUGCGGGAGCCCUGGCUCACGCGCGCCCUGCUGCAGUACCACGCGCGCACUGGCUCUACGCGCGCCCUCGACCUACUGGCGCGCGCCACCGACUUGCACGCCAAGCACCUGCUGGACGCGCUGCAGGAGCAACUGCGCGGCGAGCGAACAGCGCGCCACCACGCCCUCGCCGCCUUCGCGCCUCUCGUGGCUCGCCGUCCCCCCUGGCUGCAUCGCUUGCCCUCGCACCCGCUCACCCGUGACUUGCUGCGCGCCGCGCGCCUCGAACGAGACGCGCUACCUCUGCUGCACGCGCUGCUGGCCCUGGCCGCGCUGCUCCCCGCCGCGCCCGCGCUCGCCUCCUCCUGCUCGGCCGAUCUCGCCGAUGCGCUGCUGCGUCCGGCCGCUCUCGACCCGCCGCCGGCCCCGGUCGCACGCGCUCACCUCCAGCUGGCGCAGCGCGCGCUCUUCCACGCUCUGUACGCCACACACCCCUGCACGCUGGUGGAGGCCCUGCGCGCGCACGGGGCCGAACUGGCCGGCGGAGGACCGCGCGACGCGUGGGAGCGAGCCGUGGGAGCGCUGGCCGAGUGCGUUCGCCUCCAUCCCGCUCUCGUGACGGGUUCCCGUCAUCGCGAGGCCGAUCAAGCGCGUUGGGCGCGCAUCGACAUCCACGACGUGGUGGCGGAGUGUCGCCGUCUGUCGCUGUGCGCGCGCGCCGAGGAGCCGCCGCCGUCGCCGCUGACGGUGGGCGGAGUGACCCAAGUAGUGGCGCGCGGGUCCCCGGCGCCGCCCUCGCUCGCCUCGGGCGGUCACAUGUCGCGCGCGGUGAGCGCGCUGCGUCCCGGCGCCGAGCCUUGGUUCGCGCUGGGCGACCGCUGCGGCGCCGAUUCCGCGCCCCACACGCCCCUGCCCGCCGACGCGGACGCGGGAGAACCGCCGGAGGCCGCCGUGGAGGCCACCCCGGAGAACACGCCCGCGCGCGAGACGCGCGCACAGUUCCGGUUCCCCUCGGACUCGGGCGCCGUCCGGGCCAUCGGGCGUCGCUCGCGGCCGGCGUCCCCGCCGCGCAAAGAGACGUCUCCGUCGCUGAGCGCCGGGCCGGGCGAGGCGUACUCGGCACGCUUAGCUCGAGUGGCGCUGGAACGACGCGCUGCAGACUCGCCCGUCCCUUUCGCGGGAGCACCGCCCCCGGCGGGCGCCGCCGUGGCGAGGCCGGAACCGAGUCGACCGCCGCCACCGCUGGACGUCGGCACGGUGCCGGAGCCGUUGAACGUGGAGGAUCGCGAGGUUCUAGAGCUCACGACGCAAGCGAACGCGGAAGACGAGUGGGACGAGGCCGUGGAACCGAGCGUGGGCCUGAGCCGCACGCGCGAUCCCCGGCGCGGCGAGGCGGCGAGGCCGACCCCGCGACGCAGCGGCCCGCCGGCCCGGCGCUCGUCCUCGUGCUCGCCGCGCCUGCCCGGGGCCCGCCGCUCCUCUGUGGCGGUGCAGACGGUGGACACGUGGCCGGAGCCGCACGAGUUCCUCAUUGCUGACUUCUUCCGUGCGAUGCCCGAUGAGUUCAGACGACAGAGCGGGGACGGUAUCGCCCCGUGCGAGCGGCUGGACACCCACAUGGCCGAAAUGUACUCCGGACGGACCGGCGCGAGGCCGCCCGGCGAGCUCACCGAGCAGCUCGCGUUCGCGCACGCCCAGCUCAUGUACGAGCGCUGGAGGCGCGACGCGCACGCCGAGCGCAACCGGCGCCUGCUCGGCCGCUGCCGCGAGGUGCGCGCGCUCGAGCUGCAGAACGCCGCGCUCGCCGAGCGGGUGCGCGCGCUCACGCGCGAGCGCGACGAACUCCGCGCGCGGUCCCAGCGAGCGCAGCCCGCGCCGCCGCCCCUGCCCCCGCCGGCCCGCCUCGACACCGACGCCGCCGCCGGCUCCGGCCUGGAGGGCGCGCUGUUCGAGGAGCGGGCCGCGCGCCUGCACGCCGAGGCGGCCCAGCGCGAGGCGGAGCAGGCUCGCGCGCUGGACGCCGCCGAGCUGCAGCGCACGCGGGGCGAGUCCUUCGAGGCGGCGCGCCACGUGGAGUCGCUGGCGCGGGCCGCCCUGGCCGCCGAGCGCCGCGCCGAGCACGUGCGGCGUCUGCGGCGCGAGCUGCUCGUGCUGGCCGAGCGCGAGGCGCGCCUGGUGGCCGCCACGCGCGCUCCCGCCGCGACCUGCGCGCGCCCCGAGCCCGACCUGCGCGCGUACCGGGCGGCGCUGGCGCGGGCCGAGGCGGAGGCGGAGAGCGCGAUGGCGCGCUCGGAGUUGCUGGCGGCGCGCACGCACGACUUGGAGAACACGCUGGGCGCGCGCGACCAGGCUCUGGUGGAGCUGAAGCGACAGAUGCGCGCGCAAGCCGAGGAGAGCGCGACGCGCCAGCGCGCGCUACAAGACAAGUACGCGGCGCUCCUGCGCGUGCUGCGCGCGUCGGACGCGCGGGCCCUGGAGCGCCUCGCGCGGGGCUGA
Messenger RNA from Arctia plantaginis, 2649 nucleotides. NCBI's taxonomy places the organism in Eukaryota, Metazoa, Arthropoda, Insecta, Lepidoptera, Erebidae. The record is from the annotation of a GenBank genome assembly.